UGGGGCUCACAACCCUGGAGAGAAGAGAAGAUAGCGGUGUACAGGGUGGCGAGCGGAGUGGAGCAUUUGGACAGAGAGGACCUGUGUGUGUGGAACAAGAGAGAAACGAGAGGACAUGGAAAGAAGUUGAGGGCGACCACGUGUAGGCGAGAUGUGAAAAAAGUUUAGCUUCCCAAACAGAAGCAUUGAGCUAUGGAAUAGGCUGGAGGAGGAGGUGGUUUGUGCAAGAAACAUUCAUGAUUUUAAGGAAACAUUGGACAAGAGCGGAUAUGGAGACGGGACAGCGCGAGCGUAGCUCUUUUCCCGUAUGUCACAACUACGUAAAAUACAACUAGGUAAUACACACACACACACACACACUGAACGGUCUGAACCCCUCACUCAGUCGGAGUCAGUCACUCACGUACGGACCGCCAUCGUGAACACACACACACACACACACACACACUGAACGGUCUGAACCCCUCACUCAGUCGGAGUCAGUCACUCACGUACAGACCGCCAUCGUGAACACACACACGCACACACAUACCUCAAUCCUCCCUCGGGGCAAAUAUGCUCUCCGGCUGACGUGACUUCGCAAGAAUGAGAGAAGUGAAAAAUAACAAAAGAAAAAGAUGAAGUGAAACAAAGAAAAUAAAAAAAAGGGAAUGACUUACGUGACUUGAUCGAGAAAGGUCAGAGAAGGAGAGUGAGAAGAGUGCGUUUGUCUCCUCUUGUGUUAGUGUGUGUGUUUGUGUGUACUUGGGGUGUGUGCGGGUUUGGCUGGUCCUUGUUGGGCGUGUAGACCUGUGUAGGCAUAAUAGGAUGGAGACGCACACAAGAUACCACACUUUCACGUUGCCUCACUCAUCCUCAGAGGUGGGCGAUGGCGGAGGCGGAAGCGGCAGGGGUGAAGAAGAGGAGAGGGUGGUGGCGGCGGUGUCAGCAGGUUAUUCUGUGGCCGAGGGGGCGGGAGAACACAGGCCAGCAAGGGUGGAUCUCAAUGUGAUGAAGAGGAACAUGGCCAUUGCCAAAGGCUUCCUCGACAUCAGCCUCCUGUCAGCCAACGCAAACCAGCUGAAGAACGUGAUUAACUUCGGCGACCACGAGAGUAAUUUGUACUACCUGGUUCUCACGGGCAUUAUUCUCAGCCUCAUUUUGCAGGUAGCAGCGGGCGUGGUUCUCAUCGUGGCCGAGCGGUUCGACAUCAACAACGAGGAGGAGCAGGAGCGCGGGGACUACCUCAACACCGUGGUCACCUGCCUCGUCUUCCUCGUCCUCAUCAUCAACGUCUUCGUGGCCAGCCUGGGCGUCAGCGUGGGCAGCCCGCACCCCCUCCCCCCCCACCACUACGAUGACCACGGCCCCUCCAUAGCCUCGAGUACUAGCGGUGUGUUGAAGGACCAUCUUGGGGGGACUUAGAGAGAGAGAGAGAGAGAGAGAGAGAGAGAGAGAGAGAGAGAGAGAGAGAGAGAGAGAGAGAGAGAGAGAGAGAGAAUUAGCUUAGUUACAUUAUUCAUUCUAAAUCAUUCAUAUUCAUAAUGACAAGUGCGCUCGGAGAGGCCUAUUUUCUACAGUGGAUUGAUACAAGCUGAAGAGGAGGAUAAUGAAGUGCGAAAUGAUGGUGAGAUAGAUGAUGAUGAUAAUGGAGUGCGAAAUAAUGGUGUGGUAGAUGAUGAUGAUAAUGGAGUGCGAAAUAAUGGUGUGGUAGAUGAUGAUGAUAAUGGAGUGCGAAAUAAUGGUGUGGUAGAUGAUGAUGAUAAUGGAGUGCGAAAUAAUGGUGUGGUAGAUGAUGAUGAUAAUGGAGUGCGAAAUAAUGGUGUGGUAGAUGAUGAUGAUAAUGGAGUGCGAAAUAAUGGUG
Messenger RNA from Eriocheir sinensis (Chinese mitten crab), 1843 nucleotides. Its product is annotated as ninjurin-2-like. Gene Ontology annotation, cellular component: membrane. The coding region runs from base 808 to 1404 and encodes 198 amino acids. Gene Ontology annotation, biological process: tissue regeneration; cell adhesion. The record is from RefSeq and is a predicted model, not a curated record. Lineage: Eukaryota; Metazoa; Arthropoda; Malacostraca; Decapoda; Varunidae. The transcript is spliced from 4 exons.